UGUUUCCUAAUUAUAGAAAGGUAACAGCAAUGGCGAACUUUUCUACGGAUGGUAAACUAUGCAUUGAACGUGAACUGGACGUAACCAACACUGAUCUUCAAUUUGAAGAUAUAAUUACCCGUUUCAACAUUCCUGAAACAUGUAGAUGGAUUACAGACAAUAAGUAUGCCAAGGUGUGUCUACAAUUCCCAGAUGAUCUUUUAAGUGUUAGUGCUGCAAUCUAUCAUGAAAUAAAAGAAAGAACAAAUGCUGACCUGUACAUUCUUGGCGACACUUCUUAUGCAAGUUGCUGUGUUGACUCAGUAGCUGCCAUGCAUGUCAAAGGUGAAGCAGUAAUACAUUAUGGACACUCGUGCUUCACAAAGACUAAUAUACCAGUGUUCACAGUUCUACCUAAAUCAGAACUGAACAUGGAUAGUGUAAAGAAACUAUUGUUUGAUAACUUUAAUACAAAUGAUAAUUCUGAUUUGUGCUUAUUUUAUGACGCUGAAUUCGAACAUUCCAAAGAUGAAAUAAUGUCAUUCUGGUUUCAAAAUUACCCUCAAAGUUACAUGGCAUUUAUACAAAUAGAAGAAACGGAUGACCGGAUUUUGGGUAGAAUAAUAAGAAAUAAGAAAAACGAGAAUGUCCCAGUGGAUGUCCUCAAACAGUGUACAUGUAUCCACUUAGGUUCCAGAGGACAGACAUUGUUUAACUUUACUGUUUCAAUUCCAGCUUUAAAAUGGCACUUACUAGACCCCAAAGAGAAUAAAGUUGAUGUCCUAGAAGAAACAGUGUGGUUCAAAAGAAGAAGAUUUUUAGUUGAAAAAUGUAAAGAUGCCAACAUCAUAGGUAUCUUGGUGUGCAAGCUUGCCGGAGAUCAAACUAAGGAUAUUAUUAGUAGGAUGAAACAGUUGUGCAGGGUCAACGGAAAGAAAAGUUAUACCGUCUCAGUUGGAAAACCUAAUGUUGCCAAACUUGCUAACUUUCCAGAAAUUGAUAUAUAUGUAAUGAUAGCCUGUCCAGAAAACGAUUUAUACAACAACAGAGAUUUCUAUAAGCCAAUAGUCUACCCAUUUGAACUAGAACUAGCAUUGAACUCAAACAGAGAAUCAUACUACAACUAUCACGUGACCGACUAUGACGAGCUCCUGCCGGGAAAGAGACACUACUGUGACAUUAGUCACGUGAAAGAUGAAACUGACCUAAGUUUGAUAACGGGAAACAUUAGAGAAAUGAAAAUACAACAUACUGAAGCAGGCAGCAUGGAUUUAGUUGAAAAACAAAAUUGGGCUUUAGAAAAUAUAGGACACAACCUUCAAGAAAGAUCUUGGAAGGGUCUAGAACAGAAAUUGGGUGAAACAGAGGUAAAACAAGUGGAAGAGGGCCGUAAGGGUAUACCGCUGCAGUACACAAAUGAGCCACAAUAAAUUAAACAGUUUAUCCGAGAUAUUUACAACAUUUAAUGAAAUUAUUUAUAAGCUAUUUAUUAAUAAAUUAGUUACAUUU
This is a messenger RNA of Melitaea cinxia (Glanville fritillary), 1488 nucleotides long. It is a transcript of the gene Dph2, whose product is annotated as 2-(3-amino-3-carboxypropyl)histidine synthase subunit 2. The coding region runs from base 30 to 1409 and encodes 459 amino acids. Gene Ontology annotation, molecular function: 2-(3-amino-3-carboxypropyl)histidine synthase activity. Gene Ontology annotation, biological process: protein histidyl modification to diphthamide. The transcript has 6 exons. NCBI's taxonomy places the organism in Eukaryota, Metazoa, Arthropoda, Insecta, Lepidoptera, Nymphalidae. The record is from RefSeq and is a predicted model, not a curated record.